AAGUUAUGUUUCCUUAAUGAGUUGGCUAAGAAAUGGUGAUUUUCUGAUAAAAGUAAAUAAACAAUAAAACAAUCCACUCGUUUUUGGUUAAGAAGGUGGAGUUUCCUCCGGCGAAGUGGAACUAAAUAACAACUUGCUUGUAGAAUCCCGAAAAUGUCCUUACUCCCCGACGAGCUCUGGAGGCGAAUCCUCGAAAUCGGAAUUGAAAAUCGCAGCUUCAACUACAAGACUCUCUGCUGUAUCUCCAUCACCUGCCGCCGCCUCCGCCUCCUCUCCGCCGAAGACCCUCUUUGGAACCGCCUUCUCUCCAAUGACUUCCCCCUCAACCACAACGUUACCCCUUCCUCUCUCCCUUCUUCUUCUUCUGCAAAAUCCAUUUAUAAGUUCAGGUUUGAGAGAGACAAGGAGAGGAGAGUAGCGGCUCAUAGGAGAGCAGUGCUGAGAAAAGAAAGCCAAGUUGCUGAACAUUCUAGAAGGCUUCGUGCCAUUGAGACUCGGAUCAAUCAAGAGACUUCCAAGAUGAGAGAAACUGUUGCAGAGUUGUCCAAUUUGCGCAGGGUCAGGCAAGCUUCUGUGGCUUUGAAUGUUUGGCAACCGGAGGUUGUUCGAGGUAGGCAAAAGCAGAUGGUGGAACAAAGUGUUGUGCCUGCUGAAUCUCGAAUACAUGCGCUUGAAAUGGAACUUAGGCUUUGUAGGCAACAGAUUAUCGGGUUGGAGAUGUCCUAUCAAGAGGAAAAGCGCAGACAUGAUACUGCAAAGGAAGAGUUAGAAUCCAUAAAUUAUCAUCCUGUUCAGGAGUAUAAUGCUGUGACUGCCACGGAAAAUGGGCACAUCAUCAAGCGGAAGAAGUUGAAAAGAUGCAAUAGCUCACAUGAAAAACAAUGUAAAGCUUCAUAGAUGGGAAUAAUUCUUGAAACGAGUACAAGAUGAUUUCAUGGAGAGGCAAAGUUUCAUUGGAUGUGACCAAAAUUUGCAGGGAUUCGAAAUUACCUGGUCGUUUACUUCCAACCAAGAAGAUUGUGCUUUAAUCAAAUCCUCUGCCCAUUGCAUUUUCAUGGAAAGGAACUCAUUAGCAUGGAUUGUAACUCUGACUAGCAACCUACUUAAAAGAAAAGAAAAGGAUCUUGGAAUGAUAUCUACUAAGUUAAAGAGUUAGGAUGGCAACUGAGCCACUCAAUUGUAGCAUGUGAACUUCAUGGGAAAAGAAAACCAUGUGAGUUAGAUAGAGUGAAGAAGUAGGAUCAUAUCAUAGGUGGGAACAAUUUGUAUAGUCAUGUGGGUUCAUUUGCUUCUUCUCCCAUGGUUCAGGAACUCAUUAUUCUUCUGUUUGAUUGUAUACUUGUUCUAUUGGUUGUUGUAAACCACCUCUCUCAAUUUCUCUGACACACAUCACCUUCACCAAGUCACAAGUCACAUCAGUGUGAGGUGGCAUUAGAACAUACUGUUUUCUUUUCAUGAUGUUCUUCCAACUUAUUUAAAUUCACAGUAAAAUAAUUUGAUUGGAGGGUCCAACUGGCCCCCUCUCCCCCAUGAAAGUAGUUAUAUGAAGUUGAUGUGUGUGGAAAGUUUUCAAGUGAUCUAGGAACCUUGGUGUUUCAGUGAUUUUAACCGUUGAUCUCAAUAUCAAUGCUGAGAUCAACUAUUAAAAUCACUGAAAUACAAAUAUUUAUAAAACAUUUGAAAACCUUCCUAUAACAUUUACAUUUGACUUAUUUUUCUUCUUGCACCGAACCGAGUCACUCAUUUCUACUGUUGAAUGUAUGGGAAACAGUGGAGGAGAAUGCAUGGAUUCGCUGUAUCAGAAAGAGUACAAUAUUAUUACUCUUCAGUCGAAUCCCUUGUCAUAUUACACAGUCAUAUGUUAUGUUAAAUCAUUGGUUAUCUUUGUUUAUGGAUUUUCAGGUGAAGCAUUUAUGAUUUGGUUAGUUAAUGUAUUAUGUAUGCAUAAAUGGUUUCAGAAGUAGAGCCACUUAGUGGUUGGGGGUAAUUAUCUUCAUUGUGUAAUUUUAUUGAAUAUUUUUAUUAUUUGUUAAAGCAUAUUGGUGUGGAAAUUUAUGUGAACAUAUUAUUUC
This is a messenger RNA of Arachis ipaensis, 2072 nucleotides long. RefSeq names its product F-box family protein. NCBI's taxonomy places the organism in Eukaryota, Viridiplantae, Streptophyta, Magnoliopsida, Fabales, Fabaceae. Gene Ontology annotation, molecular function: protein binding. The record is from RefSeq and is a predicted model, not a curated record.